Protopolystoma xenopodis is the source of this 687-nucleotide messenger RNA. NCBI's taxonomy places the organism in Eukaryota, Metazoa, Platyhelminthes, Monogenea, Polystomatidea, Polystomatidae. The record is from the annotation of a GenBank genome assembly.
CAUCUUGAUACAAGUGGCCUCACAAACAGAGCCCUUAUUGAGACCCUUCAGCUUGCUUAUGACUGCGCCCCCCUGACGGCCUGUUUGGUCUUGCUGGCCAGGUCGAUGGAUGACAGGCUAGCCAGUUCAACUCUACCAGGCUGUGGUGGCGGAAGCACUCAGGCACCUACUUCGCUUGACACGGUCCAUUACCUAAUUGCCCUACGUCGCCGACUUGCAUGGCUGCGUGCUGCUCUUGAUCAGUUCAACUUGCUUAUUUCGACUUCAUUCUGUGUGGUCAACACCGUCAGCGCCUUUUCAACACAGGAGUUCGAGGUAGGUAUUACAAUGGAGCCAACUGCUGGUGCCGGGCUUGCUGGAAGUGCACCGCCUGGUCCAUAUGUGGGCCAACACUCCAGUUCGCAAAUACAGAAGCGUCAAAUGCAUCAGCUGCAUCGGCAUCCACUGAAUUCCUCGAUUUGGCACCGAUUACCACCAUCUGUCUCAAUUGGAUCUAAAAUCCAGGGUUCACUGCAUGGCACAUCCCAGUCUGCUCUUUUGUCACCUGAGUUGCGGCAAAGUAAUUGUUUCGCCACCGAUUCGUUUUUACGAGCAACCGCCUGGAUUAGGCCAGCCAUUCGGCACGAGCUUCUCUUCAAUGAAUUAUUGGUUAAUCAAGCCCCUCUUGGGCACAGAGGUAAUGGCUAG